Molecule: messenger RNA, 2539 nt
Organism: Dryobates pubescens (Downy woodpecker)
Lineage: Eukaryota; Metazoa; Chordata; Aves; Piciformes; Picidae
Gene: HGF
Product: hepatocyte growth factor
Exons: 18
Coding region: 175-2355 (726 amino acids)
Biological process (GO): proteolysis; hepatocyte growth factor receptor signaling pathway; negative regulation of apoptotic process
Molecular function (GO): signaling receptor binding; serine-type endopeptidase activity
Source: RefSeq, a predicted model, not a curated record
GAGGGAGUUGGGACCCAGAUUUUUCCAGUUAAUCACACAACAAACUUAGAUCAUCGCAAUAAAAAGCAGCUCGGCUCACUCUGUCUCCUCUAGUGACCGGUUGUGCACUGGGUCCUUCCGAGGAGCCGUCUCCUCUUCUCCUCCCCGCCAGCCGCCGGGGGAGCCGUCAACACCAUGUGGGUCACCCAACUCCUGCCAGCCUUGCUGCUCCAUCAGCUGCUGCUGCUUCCCAUCACCAUCCCUGUGGCAGAUGGUAAAGGAAGAAGGAGAAAUCCUCUUCAUGACUUCAAAAAAACAGGAGAAUUGAUGCUUAUUAAAGUAAACAAAACACUGGAAGUAAAAACCAAGCUGCUAAAUACCACUGAGCAAUGUGCCAAGAGAUGCAGCAGGAACAAAGGCCUUUCAUUUACUUGCAAGGCCUUUGCUUAUGACAGAGUUACAAAACGGUGCCAUUGGUUAUCCUUCAACAGCUUGACAAAUGGUGUGAGAAAGAAGCAAGACCAUGCGUUUGAUCUGUAUGAAAAGAAGGACUACGUCAGGAAUUGUAUCAUUGGAAAAGGAGCAGACUACAAAGGAACCAUAUCUGUUACUAAAAGUGGUAUCCAGUGUCAAGCCUGGAAUUCAAUGAUCCCCCAUGAGCACAGCUUUUUGCCUUCGAGCUAUCGGGGUAAAGACCUGCGAGAAAACUACUGCCGAAACCCCCGAGGGGAAGAAGGAGGGCCCUGGUGUUUUACCACCAGUCCAGAGAUACGUCAUGAAGUCUGUGAUAUUCCCCUCUGCUCACAAGUUGAAUGCAUGACCUGCAAUGGAGAGAGCUACAGAGGGCCAAUGGAUCACACGGAGUCAGGCAAGGAGUGUCAGCGCUGGGAUCUUCAGAGACCACACAAGCACAAAUUUCGGCCAGAGAGAUAUCCUGACAAGGGCUUUGAUGAUAAUUACUGCCGCAAUCCUGAUGGCAAACUGAGACCCUGGUGCUACACUCUUGACCCUAACACCCCCUGGGAAUUCUGUGCAAUUAAAACGUGUGAUGAAAGCGUUGUGAAUACCACAGAGGCAACAGCUGUGACAUCAACAUGCAUUCAGGGACAGGGUGAGAGUUACCGUGGCAUGGUCAACACCAUAUGGAGUGGAAUUCAGUGCCAGAGGUGGGACUCACAGUUUCCUCACCAGCACAACAUCACUCCUGAGAACUUCAAGUGCAAAGAUUUGAGGGAGAACUACUGCCGAAAUCCAGAUGGAUCUGAAUCACCCUGGUGUUUUACCACUGACCCAAACAUCCGUAUUGGUUAUUGCUCCCAGAUUCCUAAAUGUGACGUGUCAAAUGAACAAGACUGUUAUCGUGGCAAUGGCAAGAGUUACAUGGGGAAUUUAUCCAAAACAAGGUUUGGGCUAACUUGCUCUACAUGGGACAAGAAUAUUGAAGACUUACGUAGGCAUAUACAAAUAUUCAGAGAACCAGAUGUUAGUAAACUGAAGAAAAACUAUUGCCGCAACCCAGAUGAUGAUUUUCAUGGUCCCUGGUGUUACACAGAUGAUCCUCUCGUUCCCUGGGAUUACUGUCCUAUUUCUCGAUGUGAAGGUGAUACAACUCCUACUACAACCAGCUUGGAUGAUACUGUCAUUCCUUGUGCCUCAACAAAACAUUUGAGAGUGGUAAAUGGAAUCCCAACACAAACUAAUGAAGGAUGGGUGGUUAGUUUGACAUACAGGAAUAAACAUAUCUGUGGAGGCACUUUGAUAAAGGAAGAGUGGGUUCUGACAGCAAGGCAAUGUUUCCCCUCUCGGUACAAAGAUUUGAAAGACUAUAAAGCCUGGCUUGGAGUCCACAAUAUCAAAGGAAAAGGAGAGGAGAAGCACAGACAAGUCCUGAACAUCUCGCAGUUGGUAUAUGGCCCCACAGGGUCAGAUUUGGUUUUACUGAAACUUAGCAGACCUGCCAUAUUGACAAAUUUUGUAGAAAUAAUCCGAUUGCCCAUUUCUGGGUGUACCAUUCCAGAGAAGACCAGUUGCAGUGUUUAUGGAUGGGGAUACACUGGAUUAGUCAAUUAUGAUGGCCUGCUCCGAGUAGCAAACCUGCUAAUUUUGGGAAAUGAGAAAUGCAACCAAUAUCUCAAAGGGAAGAUCACUGUGAAUGAGUCAGAAAUCUGUGCUGUGGCUGAAACCAUUGGUGCUGGGCCUUGUGAGCGAGAUUAUGGUGGUCCCUUGGUUUGUGAACAAAACAGACUGAAGAUAGUGGUUGGUGUCAUUGUUCCUGGCCGCGGAUGUGCCAUUCGAAAUCGUCCUGGGAUUUUUGUCCGAGUCUCAUAUUAUUCCCGGUGGAUACAUAAGAUUAUGAUGACCUAUAGAAAGCCCUGAAAAACUCAACAACUUCUAUUCAAAGAAAGACUUGGGACAGCAUGAAAUUAAUGUGUAAUGUAAAGAUCAACAAUUUUUUUUUAAAACUACUUGAUAGUCAAGUUUGUUGAGCUUCUUUUAAUAUUUAUGGGUGUUUUUGGUGUUUUUGUCUCUCAGUGUUGUUUUAUAAAUAUUGGAGUGACCU